AUGACAAGCGCAGCAGUCUGUCUGCUCGUCUGUGCAGGCUAUGGCUGCUUGCGCGCGUCAGCGCUCGAUGGACAAGGGCAUCGAUGCGAGUGGGCGAGUGACGCCAGCAGGUUGCCGGGUGGCAGGGUAGCGUGCCAGGAGUACUACGUCGCAGAGGCAGAGUCUGUAUGCUGUUGUAAUCACGAUCGAGGGCUGGACCAUCUAUUCUGCGUCGCUCCUGGCUCGAUGCUCCUCCUCCUUCGGCGACGACGCGCACCGUGGCAAGAUCGAUCAGGUAGGUGUCAGCCAAAGACGAAGAAGAUUGGGCAAGGGAUGGCAGACGGCGGGGAGAGUGCAGAUGCCAAGCGGAAGAGGACAGCAGAAGAGCGUCGGCAGAAGAUCCUCUCUCGUGGGACGGACAGGCUGAACAAGAUCACGACGACGGCAAGAGGAGAGGAAGAAGCGAAGAAGCUCUACCGCUCUCACCAGCCCCUCCAUGCCUCCGCUCCUCCGCGACAGACUGGCUCUGCCAACGAUGACCCUGCUGAUAUCGAUCUGAGCGCAACAGACGCUGCAGCACGACAGCGGCUACAGGGACAACAGGCACAGAGGAUGAGGGACAUGUUUGGCGGUCCAUCCGGUGGACCACGUCCUCCUUCUGCUGCUCUCAUGGCCGAGUCCGACGACGAGCUAUCGGGACCCGAAGCAGCGAGAUGGGAUCCCGCUUCGACUGCCUUUGGGCCUCGUUCGAUGGCCUCCCCCCUCAAUGCGCCCAAUCCAGACAAACCGUUCGAUAUGGCUUCACUGCUCGCCAAUAUGGGCGGCGGCGACGGAUCAGCCAACGCUGAGACGAUGCCGCCCUUUCUCGCUCAGAUGUUGCAAGGCAUGGGUGCACAGUCCAACGAGGUUCCCCUCCAAGUCGUCUCGCCAAAGACUUGGCCGGAGAGGUUGUUCCCGGUCGUCCAUAUUGCCUCGAUGGUCUUGCUGGCUGGCUAUGCCAUCCUCAUCAUCGAACCUGGCAAUCGAUGGACGACUUUCGGGGGAAGCAUCUCGGGCGGCCUGAGGGUCCAGUGGGAGGGAUGGCGAAGUCUGGCAACGCGCUCGCCUGCCAAGACGCCCGAUGGACUUGCUGCUCAAGUCUGGUCGGGAGGUAGCUGGAUCGCUGCCGUCCCUAUGCUCUACAUGUUUGUCGUCGUCGAGCUGUUGCUCCAAACGACGCGCUUGCUGCUCUUCAAGGCUCGACCGAAAGUGUCCGGACUCCUGUCGAUGGCGUUGCCUUACAUUCCAGCGCCGUACAAUGCCUACAUCCUCACUUCCCUGCGCUACUGGUCGCUCCUGUCCACGCUGCUCGACGAUCUAUCUGUCCUGAUCGUCAGCCUGGGCAGCAUGGUCAUCCUCGCCGAGCUACGCCACAGGGGCGGCUGGGCCUCUCUCAACGACGCAUUAGAAGACACGGUCUCGCAAGCGAAGCAAGAUCUCUACAGGGGUGCAGAGUCCUACCUUCCCGGUCGGGCGGAGCUGUGA
Molecule: messenger RNA, 1503 nt
Organism: Mixia osmundae IAM 14324
Lineage: Eukaryota; Fungi; Basidiomycota; Mixiomycetes; Mixiales; Mixiaceae
Exons: 3
Coding region: 1-1503 (500 amino acids)
Biological process (GO): retrograde vesicle-mediated transport, Golgi to endoplasmic reticulum
Source: RefSeq, a predicted model, not a curated record